ACUGUGAGAAUGAGCAUAUCGGUGGCAUGUGUGACACACUUUCUGAUAAUCUGAGGGAUAGCCAGGCUGGCAAAUCGCCAAGCCGUCCCAGGCUCAAAAACUAACUAGGCCUCAUCCAAAUGUAGGUUACGUCAAACUUGUAGGGAAGCAGGUAGGAGCUGGAGAAGACACUGAGAUUUUAGGACAGAUUUCACGCUGGAUUUGUAAACCUGGACAUUGGCUAUGGAGUUUAGGAAUGUGAUGAGGAUGAUGUGAGGUGGACAAGCUGCCUCAGCAUCUUCCUUGUUGGGACUAUGUAAUGCAGGAUGCUCGAAGGCUGAGGUUGGAGGGGGAGGGAGGAGGAGGACCAGGCUGUUUCAGGUGGCUGUUGUUUCCUUCUCCUGUCACAGACUUUUAAAUGAUUUUAUUUGAUUCCUGUCCAAGUCAACGAGAGAUGGCUUGUGAAAAAAUUUGUGACAGAAGACAACAACGGGCUGAAGACAGCGGUAUGCGGGAAGAGUGGAUUUGGUUGGAGCUUCGUGACAGAUCUUUUUAUCAAACAGCUGAGACCUACUGAAAUGAAGAUGGCCUUCAGUACGUCUGCUUCCUGUGGGAUAUACGAGGGUAUGCUGCUUGGACUUGGAAACCCUCUUCUGGACAUCUCCAUCCAGGGAGACAAGGCAUUCCUCGACAAGUACGACCUCCUUCCAAACAACGCCAUCAUUGCCGAGGACAAGCACCACAACAUGUUCGUUGAGAUGACUGAAAAGUACAACCCGAGCUACUUAGCAGGAGGGGCUACACAGAACAGCAUCCGGGUUGCUCAAUGGCUGUUGGAGAAACCAGACGCAACCACAUUUUUCGGAGGGGUUGGUGCCGAUCAGUUCUGCAAGGUCCAGGAGGAGAAAGCGAGGGAGGUGGGAGUCCAUGUCUGUUACCAAGUCCACCGGAAAAAGACAGGUGUGUGUGGAGCCAUCAUCACUGGAGAAAAUCGGUCUUUAGUCACAGAGCUUGGGGCAGCAGAAAUGUUUUCGCUUGAUUAUUUAGAACAACCUGAAAAUUGGAAAUUUGUUGAAAAGGCUCAGUUUUUCUACAUAGGUGGAUUCCUGUUACCAGUGAGUCCAGCUUCUAUUCUGAAGGUUCUGAAGCAUGCUGCCGACAAGAAGAAAACCGUCAUCAUGAAUCUACAUGCCACAUUUCUGUGCAAAUAUUUCACUGAUGCCAGCCUGGAUGUUAUGCCAUAUGUGGAUGUCCUCUUUGGAAAUGGUGAUGAAGCUGCUGAAUUCUCCAAACAUGCAGGAUUUGAGACAUCAAACGUUGAAGAAAUAGCAUCCAGGACUGCAGCUCUGCCAAAGAUCAAUAUGUCACGACGUCGCACAGUGGUCUACACUCAAGGAAGGGACCCAACCUAUCUUGCUCACGAUGGGAAGGUCUUGGUGUAUCCAGUCGAGCCAGUAGAUCCAAGUGUCAUCAAGGACACAAAUGGAUGUGGAGAUUCGUUUGUUGGGGGCUUCUUGUCUCAACUUGUCCAGGGUAAAUCUGUUGAUGAGUGUGUCCGAUGCGGGUCCUACGCAGCCAAAGUUGUCAUUCAGCAUUAUGGGUGCACCUUUCCUCCCAAGCCUGACUUCAAGUGAAGAGUCCUAUGUGCCAGUUUACCUGUUCUCCACCAAGUUCAUAUACAACCAAGUUCCUCUGCCAGACAUUUGUCAAAGAAAAUAAUGAUCAUUUAAAAAAAUUUCAAGAAAGAUAAUUUUCAUCAAAUAUCAAAUCUGGUGACAAAACAGACAUUUUGGGGAGUAAUUGUUUCAAAAACAGAAAUGAUGCACAUCUAGAUUUAAUUCAUUAUAUGAGCCAUAUUCUCUGAUUGAAAUAUUAGUGAUAUUUCAUGUUUGAACUAGGUCAGAUCUCAGUGAAUCUCAGUGUUUUUUCCAGUUCCACCUGUGUGAUAUAUUUCUGAUAGUCUUUUUAUUGGUAAUUCACCAAUUACUUCUUAUACAUUGAUACAUGUGGGAUUACAUUUAAUUUACAAUGAACAAUUUGUCAUGACAAUCUGUUUAUACAUCAUCCUUUGAGAGGAGCCCCUUUUUAUAAGGAGAGAAGAUCAAGUUUUGUACCAACUGAACAUCAGGUUUCAUCAUGUUGGCUAGACGCCAUUUUGACAUAGUCUAAGUGAUAAUGCAUGGACAAUUAUUCUAAAAUAGACGAUGUCAUCUUUACAAACUACUCACCUUCCCUGGAUCACAGUGAUAUUAGUUUUACAUAGCCAGAGGCCCAGAUACGCUGCGUAUCCGGGUAAAAUACGCUUAGAAAAUUUCCAAUUACGCAUUGAAAAAUAAUUGUUGCAUACCAAU
Haliotis rubra (blacklip abalone) is the source of this 2330-nucleotide messenger RNA. Its product is annotated as adenosine kinase 1-like. Gene Ontology annotation, cellular component: nucleus; cytosol. Gene Ontology annotation, biological process: purine ribonucleoside salvage. Lineage: Eukaryota; Metazoa; Mollusca; Gastropoda; Lepetellida; Haliotidae. The record is from RefSeq and is a predicted model, not a curated record. Gene Ontology annotation, molecular function: adenosine kinase activity.